Molecule: messenger RNA, 1598 nt
Organism: Vigna unguiculata (cowpea)
Lineage: Eukaryota; Viridiplantae; Streptophyta; Magnoliopsida; Fabales; Fabaceae
Product: cytochrome P450 93A3-like
Molecular function (GO): iron ion binding; monooxygenase activity; heme binding
Source: RefSeq, a predicted model, not a curated record
UUUCCAAUGUUGUUCCAAAACUUGCACGCAGUCAUGGCGGAAACAGAACCUCAAACCUAUGUCCAACUCUUCUUCCUCUUGCUACUCUCCACCAUCGUAGUUCGUGCGGUCUUCUGGUUUACCCGCCGCCAUCCCCGCCGUCCACCGGGGCCACCCUCUCUCCCCGUCAUCGGCCACCUCCACCUUAUCUCCUCCCUCCCUCACCGGUCAUUCCACUCACUGGCCACGCGCUACGGCCCCAUCAUGCAGUUAUUCCUGGGGUCUGUUUCGUGCGUGGUGGUUUCGUCGCCGGAACUGGCGAAAGAGUUCCUUAAAACUCACGAGAAUAGCUUCUCGAACCGUUUCGUUAGUUCGGCAGUUCACCAGCUGUCGUACGGUUCGAAAGGCUUCCUCUUCGCCCGCUACGGAAGCUUCUGGAAGUUCAUGAAGAAGAUUUGCAUGUCGGAGCUUCUCGGUUCCCGCACCCUCGACCAGUUCCUCCAUGUCAGGGAACAAGAGACUCGAAGGUUUCUACGCGUAUUGCGGAGGAAGGGGGAGGCGCGUGAAGUGGUGGACGUAGGGGGGGAGUUGUUGACUCUGACGAACAGUGUGAUAUCGAGAAUGGUGUUGGGACGAAGGUGUUGCGAGAGCGAGGGCGAGGUGGCGGAGGUGAGAAAGAUGGUGGAGGAUACGGUGGAGCUGGCGGGGAAGUUGAACGUGGGAGAUUUCGUGUGGGUAUGUAAAUGGUUGGAUUUGCAGAGAAUGAAGAAGAGGGUUGAAGAGAUUGUGGAGAGGUUUGAUAGGAUGAUGGAGAGGGUGAUAAGGGAGCAUGUGGAGGAGAGGCAGAAGAGAGGAGAGGUUAGGGAUUUGCUUCACAUUCUGUUGGACAUUCAUGAAGAUGAGAGCAGAGAGAUGAAGUUAAGCAGAGAGAAUAUAAAGGCUUUUAUCUUGGACAUAUUGAUGGCAGGAACAGAUACAUCGGCUAUAACAAUGGAGUGGGCGCUAGCGGAGUUGAUAAGAAACCCUAAUGUGAUGGAGAGAGCGAGAGAAGAGAUAGAUUCGGUGACAGGAAAUAACAGCAGGGUGAUUGCAGAGUCAGACAUCGUUAACCUUCCCUACAUGCGAAGCAUAGUGAAAGAAACCCUAAGGCUUCACCCGACAACGCCGAUGAUAGGAAGAGAGUCAUCGGAGAAGAUGAAGGUUUGUGGGUACGAGAUUGGAGAAAAGACAUGGUUGCUUGUGAACUUGUGGGCCAUGGGAAGGGACCCUAAGGUGUGGGAAGAGGCGCUUGAGUUCAGGCCGGAGAGGUUCAUGGGGGAGGAGAAGGGGUUUGAUGUGAGAGGACAGAACUACGAACUGAUGCCAUUUGGGACAGGGAGAAGGGUGUGUCCUGGUGCCUCACUUGCACUUCAGGUUGUGACCUCCAACCUUGCUGCUAUGGUUCAGUGCUUUGAUUGGAAGGUUGAAGGGAGUGUUGGCAUGGAAGAGAAACCAUCCAUGACCCUUCCAAGGGCACAUCCUUUGCUCUGUGUCCCUGUGCCUCGAUUCUCACUUUCCUUCUGCUAAAUGAAAGUCAUGUUAUUAUUUUUCUUAUUAAUAAGAUCAACUUUUACUUCUAA